Molecule: messenger RNA, 1840 nt
Organism: Aspergillus ibericus CBS 121593
Lineage: Eukaryota; Fungi; Ascomycota; Eurotiomycetes; Eurotiales; Aspergillaceae
Product: sterol esterase
Exons: 2
Coding region: 142-1551 (469 amino acids)
Biological process (GO): lipid metabolic process
Source: RefSeq, a predicted model, not a curated record
CUGCUCCUAUCCACACAGCCAUGCAGCCCGGGUCCAUUGAAGCACUGCUUCUGCGCACUAUGCCCCAUACCUGUCCGUGAUCGCUAAUCCGAUUGUCUGCUUUGAUUCAGCUGCUGUGCUGCAAGUCUUGGUCUUAUCAUCAUGGCCCGCGUCCCGUUUAUUGGUCGAUUGUUUUGGUUCGAGUACUUGGCUCUCUUUGGUUCGUUGAUCUUGGUGCUGCUGGAAUGGAUCAUACAUAUCAUAACGUUCUGUCUGCCCGAACCUAUCAUUAGGUUCUGUUACGAUCGCUCCAAGACCGUCUUCAACCAUUUGAUCCCCCCGGAGCAGCCCGGCAAACGCGGUAAAGAAGAGCAGGUUGCUGCAGCCGUGGCGCAGGCGUCCGACUUCACCGAUAUAUGUGCACUGUUCGGGUACCAGGCCGAGGAACAUAUCGUUCAGACAGGGGAUGGAUACCUGCUGGGGUUGCACCGCUUGCCCUAUCGGAAAGGCGAGGAGGACAAGCGUGUCAAUCAGGGUGAGGGGAGCAUCAAGAAGAAGGUGGUCUAUCUCCACCAUGGCCUCAUGAUGUGCAGUGAAGUCUGGGUCUGUCUAUCCGAGGAGCAGCGAUGCCUCCCGUUCCAAUUGGUAGAAAGGGGGUAUGACGUGUGGUUGGGAAAUAAUCGAGGGAACAAGUACUCGAAGAAGUCCGUCAAAAAUUCUCCCCUGUCGAAUGAAUUCUGGGACUUUUCGAUCGAUCAGUUCUCGUUCCAUGAUAUCCCAGACAGUAUCAAGUACAUCCUCGAAGUGACAGGGCAGCCCUCCCUGUCAUACGUCGGAUUCUCGCAAGGAACGGCACAGGCAUUUGCGACACUUUCGAUCCACCCUCUCUUGAAUCAGAAGAUUGAUGUUUUUGUGGCCCUCGCGCCGGCCAUGGCCCCAACAGGCCUUCCGAAUCACCUCGUGGAUUCGCUCAUGAAGGCUUCCCCCAACUUCCUGUUUCUGCUCUUCGGCAGACGCAGUAUUCUUAGCUCGACGACGAUGUGGCAGACGAUUCUCUAUCCACCGAUCUUUGUUUGGAUCAUUGACACGUCACUUCGGGGGCUGUUCAAUUGGAAGUGCAAGAAUAUCAGCCGCUGGCAGAAGCUGGCAGGGUACCUGCAUCUCUUUUCCUUUACUAGCACCAAGUCGGUCGUUCACUGGUUUCAGAUCAUCCGACACCGGAACUUCCAGUUUUACGAUGACGAGAUUCAUGCUCCAAUUAGCAUUGUGGCAAGCGAGCGAUUCUACAAGCCGGUCAAGUACCCGACCAAGAAUAUCAAGACGCCUAUCGUACUACUGUACGGCGGCAGCGAUAGUCUCGUUGACAUCGAUGUGAUGCUGUCGGAGCUGCCGCGCGGGACCGUGGCGAAGAAAGUCCCCCAGUACGAACAUCUCGAUUUCCUGUGGGCGCAUGAUGUGGAUCAAUUGGUGUUCAGUGACGUCUUCAAUGCACUAGAGCAGUACAGCUCCGGGACUCAAGAUGAGACAUUAAUGGACAAAGUCAAUGGUGUGAGAGGACAUGCACCGGCUUGAGGUUUCCGGGACUGCGGUGAUUGCGACAUGCAUGAUUAGAGUGCGUCUCAAGGAGUUCCGGCAUAGGUAGCUAACAUAGCUAAGGAGGGUGGCUUGCGUGUUUCGAGAUGACGAUCUUGAUGAGCGCGUCUCGAUGCGAGACAAGAUCAUUGUUCGCCUUACUCUGUAGAUUUGUUUGCCAUGAGAUGUUUGUCUUGCUUUGAUUGUUUCCUGUAUAGCACACUAUACCACGGUCUAAUAUAGCCUCUACAUAACCAACCAUGAACCAACACAACGGGGUGCCUCAGGG